This is a messenger RNA of Rotaria sp. Silwood2, 1671 nucleotides long. The record is from the annotation of a GenBank genome assembly. NCBI's taxonomy places the organism in Eukaryota, Metazoa, Rotifera, Eurotatoria, Philodinida, Philodinidae.
CUAUACGGAGGGGUCCACUAUAUCGAGAUGUCCACCAUGUAGAGGUUCGAUUCCAGCAAAAAUCGCUCCGUCGGACCGCGAAGUGUCCACUAUAGAGAGGUGUCCACUAUGGGAGGUUUUACUGUAUUCACAUAUCGGUUCUGGUCGUCCAGUCAAAAGAAAAAUUGGCCAAGUGGCUUAAAGAGACAGGCAAAAACAAGUAAAUAUUUACUAGAUAUUAUUUUUUGGUUCAAUUUCAGUCGUUUUUUAAGAUUAUGUUAUCAACUUAUGAUGACGUUAGAUUACACAAUAUUCAAACAAAAGCUGAAAUGUUACGCGAUGUGUCUGAUAUUGAUAUACGUACUCAGCUUCAUCUAUGACAGGAGACUCUACUCUUUCGACGACAAUAUGUUCGCUAUAGACCCACAUUAGCAAUUCUUAAAGAAUUUCCAGGUUAUUCCAAUCCACUUUUGGUAAUUUUAGUUUUCUCAGAUUGUUUUCGUCAAAUAAAUAGUUAAUUUUUAUUACAGGUAUUUGAAGAGGUCAAAAUGACCACGAGUGUUGAUUUAAGUGUUGUUGUAAGACGACAGAUACUGAUUUUACUUGAUAAAUGAUUAAAGUGCCUAUUUUUUUUACUGGUAACUAUAUAGAUUCAUAUAUGUUCUAAUGAAUCAUAUUUGGUUUUAGAUUCACUUGCUACUCAGCUCAUCAAAUUGCUAUGUCGACAUUUUGAUGAAACUAUACAUCAUACACUUUGCAGUUCUGUAAGUAUUGUUUCAUAGUUUCUCUAGAAGAAUCUUUCCUUGAUACUGAAGACGACUUCACGAAAUGCUAUAAAAUAAGUCGAUCUAACUAUGUUUCAGAAAUAGAAAAUAGUUUAUGAACAAAUGAAUCUGUAUUGGCUACUUAGUAAGAUUCUUCUAGUUGAAAAAUAAAACAAAGAUUUCACUAGUCUUUUGCCUUCAACUCUUAAAGCAGAACGGUCUUGACUAAGAUCUCUGAAAGUAUUAUUAGUUUUCCAUAGUGAAUUCAACAGAAUAUUGUACAACAGAUUUGUAUUCAUAGGAAACAAGCGGACAAAUAUUGCAAUAUUAUUAUUAUUUAUAUAUAUUUCGCUUACUCAUAACUUUGUCAGCCGUUAUCACGUUGAAAGAAGUCAAAAGAAUAAUUGAGAUGAAUCCCUCUGUUAAAUAAAAAUUUAGAAAAAAAAAAUUCAAGUUAAAUUUCGACUAACGAAAAGCCUGCUAAGACUUCGCUUUUUUUUUUUGGUCAUACUGUUCCAACGAGUCACACACCUUUUGUUCAUUUUAAUGCUAUGCCACAUUCUCAAUCUCCAUGUUAGUAAUUCGUGUCUCAUGAAAUGUUGUUAUUUGUUGUGAAAUUUAUCAAUGUAUGAACAUUAAUUUUUUUCAGGAACCAUCAACACCAUAUCCAACGUUAAUUUUUGCCAAUGACCGAAUUUACAUUUAUGUCGAUUUUAUACUAAUUAUUUUAACAACAUUACCAGAUGAUGUUCUUGGUCUUCUUAUUGGCAUGUAUAGUGUAUUCGAAUUGAAUUUUAAUAGACAUAGUUGUGCGAUACGAUUCAUUUAUGCAAUUCUUCAUAAUGAUAAACGUUUUCUUUCAAAUACAAUGCAUAUAUUAAUCAAGGAGAAAGAUAUUGAUAUUAUUAAUGAAACAAAUCGACAAUAA